UUGGAGCCAGUGGCCUCGAGCCGAGCAGCGUCGUCAACAGGGAGGGAGCGGGAGACGGCCGAGAAGAAAGCACCUGGAGCUGAGGGGAAAUACAGAUGGUUAUCUUCUCAAUUUCCUCUGGCGUGAUUCACUAAUUUGUUUGUAUGUUUUACCCUGCACGUCAAUAAUUUAAAGAAAAUGGAAAUGGACGAUGGGGUAGUUUACCAGGAUGACUCCAAUACCAAUGUUAUGUCGGAGCGGGUGUCGGGCCUGGCGGCCAGUAUUUACCGGGAGUUCGAGCGGAUGAUCCGCAAAUACGACGAGGACGUGGUGAAGGACCUGAUGCCGUUGGUGGUCGGUGUGCUGGAGAACCUGGACGCAAUGUUCGCCGAGAACCAGGAACACGAGGUGGAGCUGGAGCUAUUGAGGGAGGAUAACGAGCAGCUGAUCACCCAGUAUGAGCGGGAGAAAGCCCUACGGAAGCACGCCGAGGAGAAAUUCAUUGAGUUUGAAGAUUCUCAAGAGCAGGAGAAGAAGGACCUUCAGAUUCGUGUGGAGGUGUUGGAAUCGCAGACGCGACAGCUUGAACUCAAGGCAAAAAAUUACGCAGACCAGAUUGGUAGGUUGGAAGAACGAGAGUCUGAACUCAAGAAAGAAUACAAUGCACUUCAUCAAAGACAUACAGAGAUGAUCCACAAUUACAUGGAGCACUUGGAACGAACCAAACUUCACCAGUUGCUCGGAACAGACCUGCAGGAACCUGGAAUUCAUAACAGAGUUAGGAGAGAACCACCUCGUUCCUUGGGUCUCUUUCAGUUGCCUGGAGGAGAUGUUCUUCUUACACCAGAUGCAGCAAGGGAAGGAACAGAAACACCUGGUACAGAAACCUGGAGGUUCAAUGACCUUAGCCAACCAAGAUCCAACACCAGCUUAAAAGAUGAACUCUCUGAUGCCAGCCAGGCCUCCAGCUUGGUGCCAACAAAUCCAAAUACUCCAAUAUCAGUCCCACCAGACCCUGCUGUGGGUGAUUCAGCUUCUCCAAGAAAGGAAAGCUUGAAGGCUGAAGGGUUGUCAAAAAAUUUAAACCAAGCAAGCAAGAAACCAGACAGCAAGAAAAAUAUUGAUGUGCAGGUACAGCAGGAGACCAGAACUUUAGCAGUUGGUAUGAUUGAAAAUGAAGACAAAUCUGACGUUCAGGCCAUCAUUGACUCGACACCCGAAUUAGAUAUGGAUCGUGAUCUUAGUGGGUACAAAGGAGCAAGCACGCCAAGCCAGGGAAUAGAGAAUAAGGCAUUUGAUCGGAACACAGAAUCUAUUUUUGAUGAACUGUCCCAGUCUGCUUCUGAACUGAUUGGUGACGUGGAUGAGGGGGCAAAUUUGCUUGGUAUGGGUCGUGAGGUUGAAAAUCUCAUUCAGGAAAACACACAGCUGCUGGAGACCAAAAAUGCCUUGAAUGUGGUGAAGAAUGAUUUGAUAGCUCGGGUUGAUGAAUUGACAUGUGAAAAGGACGUGCUGCAAGGAGAGCUGGAGUCGGUCAGACAAGCCAAACUGAAGUUGGAGGAGAAGAAUAAAGACUUGGAGGAAGAACUAAGGAAGGUACGGUUAGAGGCUGAAGAAGCAAAGAGCAGAGCUAAGGAGGAUUCUGAUGAGAGUGAUGUCCCCACUGCUCAGAGAAAGCGCUUUACUCGUGUGGAGAUGGCCCGUGUUCUCAUGGAACGUAACCAGUAUAAGGAGCGGUUGAUGGAGCUACAAGAAGCUGUGCGAUGGACAGAGAUGAUCCGUGCCUCAAGGGAAAACCCAUCCAUUCAAGAGAAAAAGAAAUCGACUAUCUGGCAGUUUUUUAGCCGUUUGUUCAGUCCAUCAAGUAAUACAACCAAGAAGCCCAUCCCACCAGUCAAUGUUAAAUAUAAUGCACCAACCUCCCACAUCACUCCGGGCGUGGUUAAGAAGAGAAGUGGUGCAUUAUCUCAGUUACCCAGUGACAAGUCAAAGGCUUUUGAUUUCCUUAAUGAAGAUGAGAAUACUUCAGCUAUACGUAGGGAGCAGAAGAGGGAACAAUAUCGUCAAGUAAAAGCUCAUGUACAGAAAGACGAUGGCCGCAUUCAAGCCUAUGGUUGGAGUCUGCCUCCAAAAUUUAAACAGGGGACAAAUGGUGGUCCAAGUGACAGCAAGAUGAAGAAUCUGCCUGUACCAGUGUAUCUGCAACCUUUGGAUGACAAAGAUACUUACAUGAAGUUAUGGUGUGCAGUUGGUGUUAACUUGUCAGGAGGAAAAACUCGUGAUGGUGGCUCAAUCUUUGGUGCUAGUGUGUUUUACAAUGAUCUAUCCAGUUCUGAACCAGAAGGCAAUAAGCAGCGGAGAGGAUCUCAGAGCAGCUUGGAUCGGUUGGAGCUGGAGCUUAAAGAGCAGGAGAAGGAACUGAAGCAUCAGGAGGAGCUGUCUAGCCUGGUUUGGAUAUGUACGAGCACACAUUCUACCGGCAAGGUAGUGGUUAUAGAUGCCAACCAGCCUGCAAAGAUCUUGGACAGUUUCUUUGUGUGCAACUCUCACAUCCUGUGCCUUGCCAGUGUACCAGGUGCUCGAGAAACAGACUAUCCUGCUGGAGAAGAAAUUCCGAUGGAUGCUGAGGGAAGCCAGGCAGAAUGUGCUUCUUUAGCUGGAAGUGUUGCCAGUAACAGUUCAGCUGGAAGUGACAAUCUGUUGGGUGGAAUCACAGUAGUUGGUUGCACUACUGAAGGUGGUGCUGUACCUCAGACCACACGCACUCCUGCCAGUUCUUCGCCCAUCCUUGAAGGAGAGUCAGGGGAAGUUGGUACAGUGAGCGUCAGCCCUGACGGAAGUUUGCCAGCAGCAGAAGAGGCCACAGAAGCCACAGAAUCCAAUCUAAACCUUCCACUGUCAGAUGAUGAUUUAACUGAUGCCAGUCAGUCUGGAGCUUACACAGAACAUGUUUUUACAGAUCCUCUGGGAGUACAGAGUUCAACAGAGAGCACACAGAUGUUUAAUAGACGGGAAUCUGACCUGUAUAAAGAUGGUGUAUCUGCACUUCCACAGGAUCAAGAUCUGAUGCGUGAGGAAGCAGAGAAGAUGAGUAGCGUUUUGCCAACAAUGUGGCUUGGCGCACAAAGUGGUUGUUUGUAUGUCCAUUCCUCAGUAGCUCAGUGGAAGAAAUGUCUUCACUCCAUUAAACUGAAAGACUCUAUUCUCAGUAUUGUACAUUUAAAAGGAAGAGUAUUAGUAGCAUUGGCUGAUGGCACCUUGGCAAUCUUUCACAGAGGAGUAGAUGGCCAAUGGGAUCUAACUAACUAUCACCUUCUGGACUUUGGCCGGCCUCAUCACUCCAUUCGCUGUAUGACUGUUGUACAUGAUAAAGUAUGGUGUGGUUACAAGAAUAAAAUCUAUGUUAUACAACCAAAGGCCAUGAAAAUCGAGAAAUCCUUUGAUGCCCACCCACGGAAGGAAAGCCAGGUGAGACAGUUGGCUUGGGUGGGAGAUGGGGUGUGGGUUUCCAUCCGUCUAGACUCUACCCUUCGCCUUUACCAUGUACAUACCUACCAGCACCUACAAGAUGUAGACAUUGAACCGUAUGUCAGCAAAAUGUUAGGUACUGGGAAACUUGGUUUCUCUUUUGUGCGAAUCACAGCUCUCAUGGUAUCCUGCAACCGUCUGUGGGUGGGCACAGGCAAUGGUGUAAUCAUCUCCAUCCCUCUCACAGAAACUGUAGUUCUCCACCAGGGACGGUUACUGGGUCUGAGGGCCAAUAAAGCUUCAGAGGGAUCUGGAAACCGUCCUGGAAAUGUCAUCCGUGUCUACGGAGAUGAAAAUAGUGACAAGAUCACCCCUGGCACAUUUAUACCUUACUGCUCUAUGGCACAUGCUCAGCUGUGUUUCCAUGGACACCGGGAUGCUGUAAAAUUCUUUGUGGCAGUUCCAGGUAUGCCAUUUGGUGACGAGCACUCAUUUGAAAAAUUAGGAGCUUCUGCACCUGAUGGGUCCAGCCAGCAGUCAGUGAGAUCAGUGCUGGUUAUGAGCGGUGGUGAGGGCUACAUUGACUUCAGAAUGGGUGAUGAGAGUGAAGAAACGGAGGAGCUCAGGGAGACGUUACAGAUUCAGCCUUCACUGGCCAAAGCAGAGAGAAGUCACUUAAUCGUGUGGCAAGUCAUGUUCAACGAUGACUGAAUGGCACAACUUUAUGACAGAAUGACUGUGUACAUGAAAACCUUGCAUGUUGUUUUAAUUUGGUUUAUUUUUGUUUCAAUUUCUUCACCGCAUUGUGUUUGAGCAGUUCUUCACCAUGGUUCCUCAGUUUGCAUGGUGAAGUUAAGAGAGCAGGCAGUAAGUAUCUCUGAGCUGUUCUCUGUCCUUGUCCUUUCUACAGGGUCUUCCUACUGUUAAAAGACAGCGCUUGCUGAGCAUAGUCACUUCACUUCAAUGAACAUAGGCUGCCUUAGUAAAACAACAGGUGUUAGUUCUUAAGGGUUAUUUUGCUAACACUAUUCUAAAGAACUAAUUUGUAUUUGCAAUGAUUAUAAAGAAAGCUAUUUAUUUCUGUGUGGGUGUUAUCACGGUUACCAAAGGAUAUUAACCCGGAGUAGCACUCAUGUCAAAUGAUUAAUAGAGAGAGAAAGAGAGCCAGUCAAUCAGUCAGUCUUGUUUUAGAGCCUUCUGGUGUUUAGAGGAAUAUCAUCCAGUUCAGGUCAGUUUUCUUCCUUGCAAUUUAUUGUAGAAAACUCUGGACACACUUGACAGGGAAAGUUAACAACCUGUGCUGCACCUCAGAAUCAUUUUAUACACACUACUAAAAUGUCUUCUUUUCUCUAACAGAAAUGCUUUCAUUAUAUUGACAAUUUUGUUGAGAAAGAAACAUUUGUCUCUCUAAGCAUAUUUUAAAAAAAAUACAAAUUUUAUGGUCUGUAUUUUUUUUUGUAAGUUGACCUCUUUAGACACUUUAUCUUGUAUUUUAAUUGCUCUGUAAUUUGAAAACUGAAUGCUCCGGCGUUGAAUUGCUCUCUGUUGAAACCCAAGGCUUCAUUAUGGUGAGCUCAAUAGCUCAUAUUCCAGUGUAGCCAUUUCAGUAUUUAUUACCUAUUAUUAAUGAACCUUUGUGGUUCAGAAUGUAACUUUGUACAAGAAAAAUAUAUAUAUGUAUAUCAAAGAA
Hemiscyllium ocellatum (epaulette shark) is the source of this 5137-nucleotide messenger RNA. It is a transcript of the gene spag9b, whose product is annotated as sperm associated antigen 9b. Gene Ontology annotation, cellular component: cytoplasm. Bases 178 to 4158 code for a protein of 1326 amino acids. Gene Ontology annotation, molecular function: MAP kinase scaffold activity; signaling receptor complex adaptor activity; kinesin binding. The record is from RefSeq and is a predicted model, not a curated record. Lineage: Eukaryota; Metazoa; Chordata; Chondrichthyes; Orectolobiformes; Hemiscylliidae. Gene Ontology annotation, biological process: vesicle-mediated transport. The transcript has 30 exons.